CAAAACGAGAUAUCCAUACCCCUCAUCGCAGUGAAUAGCUACUUUGGAGUUGCGGCGAUGAGUUUCCUUGUAUACGAUACACUCAUUCACAUGGGAGACGAAGUCGAGUACAUAUGGCGUGGCCGACGCUCCUGGAUCAAGUAUGCGUAUGCCUUCAUAAGACAUGUUCCCUACCUUGCUGAAGUGGGCCUUCUAGAGAUGAUUGCACCAUCUCACUCGCAAUCUGCUCAUCCCUGGCGUACCGAACAGUGCCGAAUCUGGUUGAUCUUCCAGCUCACUCUAAACGAGACUCUUACCGUGAUUGUCGAGGCAGUGCUCAUCGCGCGCAUAUACGCAAUGUUCAAGGAUAACAUGUUGAUCGUCGCGACGGUAUUGACGCUCUACCUCGCAGAGAUUAUCUCAAUGAUCACGGUCAUAGCCCUCAGUAUUCCAAAGAUGGAGAUCAGUACAUCAGCCUGUCUCAUCAUACGGACUCCUCCUGUCUGGACUUCAUACUGGAUCAUAUCGCUUUCCUUCGAAACAAUUCUAUUUGCCUUGACCCUGUUCAAAUCCAUUGGUUGGAGAAAGUAUGGGUCUCGGAGCAAGGAGUCGAUUAUGUUUCUUCUGGUACGCGAUGGCACCUGGGCAUAUGCUGUCAUUUUCUUGAUAAUGCUUCUCAAUACCUUGCUGUAUCAUCUCGUGGAUAAUCCGUUAGCGGGUGUCUGUUUCUCUUGGGAGCUGACCAUAAUGUCAUUUGCGGCAAGUUCAUUCCAAUGCUCGCAUACAUCCUGUCCAGCAGAGCUCGUAUAACUCUUUCUCAGGGCUCUCAUGUCCUGUUGAACUUGCGCCGCUUUGCGGUGCGAAGUCCGCAAUCUGAUUCUCUGUGGACAAUGGAAGAGUUCGAGACCGUACGAUACGCUUCCCCUCCGCCAUCUCAACUGCGCGUGGAUACGACGGAAGAAGGAGAAGAUAGCGGCACAGCGUAUGAGUUGACUGAAUCGAUUUCGGAGCGUUAGAGAUAACCCAUCGAGCGGCGGGAUGAUGAUGGGCGAAUAUCACACUUUUCCUGACUGUUCUUGGCAAGCUCUUUGUUCACUUGUCCGCCAUGACUGUCCGUAGUCGCUCCACUGCAAUGUCAUGUAACCUCAUGCUGG
Laetiporus sulphureus 93-53 is the source of this 1133-nucleotide messenger RNA. RefSeq lists its product as uncharacterized. The coding region runs from base 58 to 789 and encodes 243 amino acids. The transcript has 8 exons. NCBI's taxonomy places the organism in Eukaryota, Fungi, Basidiomycota, Agaricomycetes, Polyporales, Laetiporaceae. The record is from RefSeq and is a predicted model, not a curated record.